Tuber melanosporum (Perigord truffle) is the source of this 1227-nucleotide messenger RNA. RefSeq lists its product as uncharacterized. Gene Ontology annotation, biological process: intracellular calcium ion homeostasis. The coding region runs from base 1 to 1227 and encodes 408 amino acids. The transcript has 2 exons. Lineage: Eukaryota; Fungi; Ascomycota; Pezizomycetes; Pezizales; Tuberaceae. Gene Ontology annotation, cellular component: intracellular membrane-bounded organelle; membrane. The record is from RefSeq and is a predicted model, not a curated record. Gene Ontology annotation, molecular function: ATP binding; ATP hydrolysis activity; P-type calcium transporter activity.
AUGCAAGGCGUUGCGCAGGAACGUGCCAAUGCUCAGAUAGUGCAGCUCAUUCCUUUCGAUUCGGCUCGCAAGUGCAUGGGUGUUGUUGUUCGCCUUCCGGGUGGUGUUUACAGGCUUUAUGUCAAGGGCGCUUCCGAGAUUCUUUUGAACAAGGCUACUAGAUAUAUCUCGGACGUUACCAAUGAGGGACCUAGCGACAUGGAGCUCACUUGUGAGGGUGUCAAGUUUCUCACCGACACUAUCAACUUUUAUGCUGAACGCUCCCUGAGGACCAUUGGAUUAUUGUACAAGGACUACUCUCAGUGGCCACCAAUUGGCGCGAAAGUUAUAGAGGACGAUGCUUCGAUGGCUAGCUUUGACGACAUCUUCAACGAAAUGACCUUCGUCGGUAUCGUUGGUAUUCAGGACCCUCUUCGCCCUGGUGUCUCUGAGGCCGUCAAGCAGUGCCAGGGUGCCGGUGUCAUCGUCAGGAUGGUUACAGGUGAUAAUGUGAUCACUGCGCAGGCUAUUGCCGCGGAGUGUGGGAUCUUUACUGAAGGCGGGAUCAUUAUGGAGGGGCCCAGCUUCCGCAAGUUGACGGAGGCAGAGAUGGAUGAUAUUCUCCCUAGACUCCAGGUUUUGGCUAGAAGCUCGCCUGAGGACAAGCGUAUCUUGGUUCGCCGUCUCAAGGAGCUUGGCGAGACUGUUGCUGUGACUGGAGACGGUACUAACGACGGGCCAGCUCUUAAGAUGGCCGAUAUUGGAUUCAGUAUGGGGAUUGCGGGAACCGAAGUCGCCAAGGAGGCCUCCUCCAUCAUUCUUAUGGACGAUAACUUUUCUUCUAUCGUGAAGGCUAUGAUGUGGGGUCGCGCCGUCAACGAUGCCGUUCGCAAAUUUCUCCAAUUCCAGCUCACUGUUAACAUCACGGCUGUCCUCCUCACUUUUGUCUCUGCCGUUUCUUCCGCCGAUGGAUCAUCGGUUCUCACUGCCGUGCAGCUCCUCUGGGUCAACCUGAUUAUGGACACCUUCGCUGCUUUGGCCCUCGCCACCGACGCUCCUACUCCCCAGAUCCUGAACCGCAAGCCGACUCCCAAGUCCGCCGGUCUCAUCUCGUUGAAUAUGUGGAAGAUGAUUAUCGGACAGGCAAUCUUCCAACUCCUCGUCACUUACACCCUCUACUUUGGCGGCAUGACGAUCCUUGGCUAUUCUACUGAGAAUGACGAAAAGCCACCCCAAGGGACGAGUUGA